AUGUCGGCUGGCCCUUCCGUGAUCCGCAAGUCCAAGUCGGCCCGCGCGCGCUCCAACCUUGAGCUCGUCAACUCACUGCGCGAAAACUUUACAGCCGCCAAGCUCGACUACGCGACAUUCCCUCCACAGACCAAUGGCCACGCUCCGGCCCCUAUCCCCCCUGCGGUCGAGGUGUGGACCGACAGAACCUCAAACGGCUUCGAGAACGGCGCCGGCGGCGACAUCUUCGUCCCGCGCAUCCACUGGGAAGGCGCGGCUCUUCAAGACGACGCGAGCCAAUAUGAGAUCACCGUCAAGCUCUUUUUCCUGCCGCCCGCCGCCACUGCCACGGCGCACGACCCGGCCAGCCUGGCCGCUGAGCGUGCGCGCUACGUUGAGGAUGCUCUGGGCCUUGUGACGCGCGAGCUCGGCGUUGCCACCAUCGACCUGCUUGUCGCCUCGUUCCCAGGCAUGUCGUUUGAGGGAACGUGCGAGUGGGAGGCGGAUAAGCAUAACGCGCAGCAGGGUAACCUGGAGGACGAGGUCGCCACCUGGCGCGUGCUGGAGGCGCUCCAGAAGCAAGGCUGCGUGCGGCGGCUUGGCGUCGCCGAGUUUGGCAGCGAGAAGCUCGCCGCCUUCAUUGCGCGCGCCGCUGUGCCACCCGCCGUCGACCAGAUUAACCUCAAGGACUGCUGCAAUGUACCGCCGCCCCUUAAGCAGCUCGCUGCGCAACACGGCAUCGAGCUGAACGUCCACGCCGACUGCACCGACAUUCUACCCCCGGGAACCCUGCGCGAGCUGCUUGGUCACGGCCCUCAGGGCGCCGGUCUGCUUGCCGACCCGGAGUACCCUGGCGAGCCCGGCUUGGCGGGCGAGAUUGUACCUCAGUGGGUGGUGCGGUACGUCGCAUUUGUGCGCGACCGAGGCGUCAUCGAGAAUAAGGGCUAUUUUGCCGGCGCGGAGCUGGUCAACUAA
Messenger RNA from Cordyceps fumosorosea ARSEF 2679, 954 nucleotides. Its product is annotated as NADP-dependent oxidoreductase domain protein. Bases 1 to 954 code for a protein of 317 amino acids. The transcript has a single exon. The record is from RefSeq and is a predicted model, not a curated record. NCBI's taxonomy places the organism in Eukaryota, Fungi, Ascomycota, Sordariomycetes, Hypocreales, Cordycipitaceae. Gene Ontology annotation, molecular function: glutamate-cysteine ligase catalytic subunit binding; enzyme regulator activity. Gene Ontology annotation, biological process: glutathione biosynthetic process. Gene Ontology annotation, cellular component: glutamate-cysteine ligase complex.